AUGAAUCCAAGUUUCUUGAUCAUCUCUUUCUUUGCGAUGAUCUUCGUGAUAAAGCUGUACUUCCGGCGGCGAACAUCGGCGGCGAUUCCGCCGGGGCCGUACCCGUGGCCCGUCAUCGGAAACUUCCUCCAGGUGGGCAAAAACCAGCACGUGAAGCUCGCCGGAAUGGCCCGUACCUACGGGCCGAUCAUGUCGAUCCGUCUCGGGUCGCGGCUGGUGGUGGUGGGCUCCACCGCGAGCGCCGCCGCGGAGAUACUGAAGACCCACGACUGCCACCUGUCCGCCAGGCACCUCUCGUACACCCACCCCGCCUCCAGCCCGAAGGUGAACCAGUACGCCGUCGGGUUCGCCAGGGAGUGCAACGAGCAGUGGAAGUACAUGCGGUCCAUUUGUCGGGCCGGGCUUUUCUCAACCAAGGCCGUCCAAUCUCAGGCCAAGAUCCGAGAAGCAAACGUGUUAAACAUGGUGAGAUAUCUGCAUGCAAGAGAAGGCCAGCUCGUGAACAUGAGCGAGGUUGUACUCGACGUGGUGUUGAACACGAUGACUAAUAUCUUGUUCUCCGAGGAUGUUUUCGGGCUCGGGCUCGGGUUCGGGUCGGGCCGUAAGGGGUCUGAGUUCAAGGAGCUGACCCGGCAGUACCUGGAUUUGCUGGCCACCGUUAAUCUGGCGGAUCUUUUCCCAAUAAUCAACGGUUGGGAUAUUCAGGGCCUGCAGAAAAAGGUUAGAAUUAUUAAUGACAAAAUCUUCACAAUGUGGCAGAAAAUUCUCCAUCAAAGAAGAGAACAAAGAAGUCAAGGAAUCAUUCGGGCUCAACAAGAUUUCCUCGAUUCUUUACUCGAAAUCGGUCUCACCGAAAAUCAUAUCAACCACUUGUUAUUGGAAUUGUUUCUUGCGGGGACGGACACGACAGCGACGACGAUCGUUUGGGUGUUCUCGGAUCUGAUAAAAAACAAACACGCAAUGUCCAAACUCCGCGACGAAUUCGCUACCAAAAUCGGAAACGAAGCCGUGAUUAGGGAAUCGGAUGUUAUGGAUCUUCCGUAUCUACAAGCAUGCAUAAAGGAAUCGCUACGAUUGCACCCUCCAAUCCCGUUUCUUCUCCCCCACAAGGCGAUCCAAACAUGCAAAGUGAUGGACUACACAAUCCCGAAGGGGACUCAAGUCAUGAUCAACACAUGGGCAAUGUCCCGCGACCCGUCGGUAUGGGCCGACCCGACCCGUUUCGAUCCGGAUCGGUUCUUGGAUUCGGGCGUGGACUUCAAGGGGAAAGACUUUGAGUACAUCCCGUUCGGAUCGGGCAGAAGGAUGUGCCCGGGAUUGUACAUGGCCGCUCGGAAAGUUCCUUAUGUUGUGGCGUGUUUGGUUCACGAGUUUGAUUGGUUUCUUCCGGGUUACGAGGAUCCGAGCGAGCUCGAUAUGGAUGAGGUGUACCUUCUUGCACUGAGGAAGAAGAAGCCUCUUGACCUAAUUCCUAGAGCUUGUAAGAAAAUGGAUUAA
Erythranthe guttata (spotted monkey flower) is the source of this 1497-nucleotide messenger RNA. RefSeq names its product littorine mutase/monooxygenase. Gene Ontology annotation, molecular function: heme binding; iron ion binding; oxidoreductase activity, acting on paired donors, with incorporation or reduction of molecular oxygen. The record is from RefSeq and is a predicted model, not a curated record. NCBI's taxonomy places the organism in Eukaryota, Viridiplantae, Streptophyta, Magnoliopsida, Lamiales, Phrymaceae.